Nannizzia gypsea CBS 118893 is the source of this 258-nucleotide messenger RNA. RefSeq lists its product as hypothetical. The transcript is spliced from 3 exons. NCBI's taxonomy places the organism in Eukaryota, Fungi, Ascomycota, Eurotiomycetes, Onygenales, Arthrodermataceae. Bases 1 to 258 code for a protein of 85 amino acids. The record is from RefSeq and is a predicted model, not a curated record.
AUGGCGCAAGGUGCAAUCAAGAAGUCUAAGCCCACCCAGGCGAAAAAGCCAACAUCUCUAGGUCCAAAACGAGGCGCAAAGACUAUCGCACCUAAAAAAGCGAAACUUAUAAAACAACAGAAACUGGUCAAGAAAUUAACGUCUGGCCUUACGGGGAAGACCGAGCGAUUGCUUGCUGAAAAGGCAGGACAUUUGGAGUUAUUAAAGGGGACAAGAAAGGAUAAAAAGGGGGAUAAUAAGCAGGCCGCAAAGAAGUGA